Coffea eugenioides is the source of this 2041-nucleotide messenger RNA. RefSeq lists its product as uncharacterized. Gene Ontology annotation, molecular function: hydrolase activity, acting on ester bonds. NCBI's taxonomy places the organism in Eukaryota, Viridiplantae, Streptophyta, Magnoliopsida, Gentianales, Rubiaceae. The transcript has 3 exons. The coding region runs from base 640 to 1554 and encodes 304 amino acids. The record is from RefSeq and is a predicted model, not a curated record.
AGUUUAUUCAAAUAAUGGUGAUUGAUAGUUCAAAGACGGAGUAUUUGGAUUUAAACAUAUGGUCUGUGGAUUAUUGGGUUUCAGAAACUGAUUUGGAAAUCCCUUCUUUUAUCUGAAUUUUUCAUUGCAAAGUACAACUUUGAAGCUAACAGAACCAGGAAAAAUGAUGGAAUAGCAUAAGAUAAGAAGUCGAGGGAGGGAGGGUAUUGCAAUAUAGCAAGUUAUAUCUCUUGCUAGACUAUAUAUAGAACCCAAAUGAUGGUCCUGAUGCAGUCCUCGCAGGCAUUUUGAUCACUAGAAAGCAGUUUUAUGUGUGUUGUUUGGUGAUGGGCAUCCCAGUUUCCCCAACAUGUAUAUCUUGCUUUAGUUUUGGAUUCACAAUGUGCAGUAGGGAAAUGACAGCAAGUAUCAAACGGAAUUUGUUCACUAGUUGGUUCUUGAUAUCCUGUGAUCUAUCAUAAUGGCUGGGUGUUACUUUUGUAGUUUUAGUUUGCUUUUUUGUUCUUGAUGUGGAGUAUUCUGGCUUCAAAUAGUGGUGUUUUGCAGGGCAUUGACCAGUGUUUGAUUCAGGAGCAGAAUAAACUCUUUAAAGGGUGACUAGGUAAAUAGCAGCCGACAAGCAAUGCCUGUAAUAGUUCCAUGGCCAUGAUGAAGCUGUUUGAUGCUCAUUGUCACCUACAAGAUCCGAGGGUGUUCAAUAUGGCCCCACAGAUAAUCAGGAAAGCGCUUGAUAAUGGGGUUGCUCAUUUUGCUGUCAAUGGAGUCAGUGAGAGUGACUGGCAUUUGGUUAAGGAGAUGAGUGAUAGGCAUCCUUCGGUGAUUCCAAAUUUUGGGAUCCAUCCAUGGUUUGUUGCUGACAGAACUCCCAAUUGGCUGAACACUUUGAAGGAAUUCUUUGAGGCUAAUCCUGCAGCUUCAGUUGGAGAGAUAGGUUUGGACAAAGGUUCACGUGGGAAGCAGAUUGAUUUUACAGACCAGGUUGAAGUUUUCCGACAGCAACUUCAGCUUGCUAAAGAGUUGAAAAGACCAGCAUCUAUCCACUGUGUGCGAGCUUUUGGUGAUUUACUUGAUAUACUGAAAUCUGAAGGACCAUUCCCUGCUGGUGUGCUUUUGCAUUCUUUCUUGGGUUCUGCCGAAAUGGUUCCUGAAUUUGCUAAGCUUGGUGCGUACUUUUCCUUUUCGGGGUUUCUUAUGUCCAUGAAGGAAACCAAGGCAAGGAAAAUGUUGAAGUCUGUUCCUCGUGAUAGAAUUUUGUUGGAGACAGAUGCACCCGAUGCUCUUCCAAAAUCAAACAAUUCAGAUUCUCUUCUUGUGAUUGGAAGUCCUGAUGAAGAUUCAACUACCAAGGACAGUCCCUUGUUUGAGAAUGCAUCUAUAAAGGAAACCAACAAAUCAACUUUGGAGACAGAAAACCUUAAUCAUCCUGCUAACAUUCACCAUGUACUGUCUUAUGUAGCAUCUUUGCUUGAUAUGACUAGGGAAGAACUUGCUGAAAUUAGUUAUGGAAAUGCGGUAAACCUCUUCACUUAUGAAGGUUCCAAGAAAUAUAACUAACAGGUAUUAGUGGCUGGUCUAGUGCCUACUUGUUCCACAAUAUCAAUCCAACGAAGUGGAGUAAAAGAGACUUGGAGGUCUAGAAAUCGAUCUGAAGCUUCUUUGUAAUUUCUGUUGUGACCGACAUAUUUUUACUGGUGCAUACUGCAAGAAACCUGCUUUCCAGUCAGAUAGGUUUACGUGUUGAUGUGGCUGUCGCUAGAGAAAGUUCUGGCUAACUUGGAGGACAUUGAACUACUACCAGGAUAUCUUGCACUCUUUUGUAUGACUUGCAAUUUAUCAUGGUCUACCAGUAAUGCUACGUAUAGAUACAGAAGUGUUUAUGUUCUGCAGCAGCAUCAGCAAAAGCUAUAUCCUUUUGUGCUAUGUCUUUUAUGUUUCUAAAAUCUUAGGUUCGUUGGAAUUUUUUUCUCAAUUAUGGUGCCCUUGUACAUAAUCGAACAUAAAAAAGAUUCGCAUACAUAAAUGGAUCCUGCACUCAAUGCCA